Messenger RNA from Austrofundulus limnaeus, 2592 nucleotides. RefSeq names its product calcium binding and coiled-coil domain 1b (gene calcoco1b). NCBI's taxonomy places the organism in Eukaryota, Metazoa, Chordata, Actinopteri, Cyprinodontiformes, Rivulidae. Gene Ontology annotation, molecular function: transcription coactivator activity. Gene Ontology annotation, biological process: positive regulation of transcription by RNA polymerase II. The record is from RefSeq and is a predicted model, not a curated record.
UUUGUCCAAGAAACUUGAGGACAGUGUCGUCGUCCCCCCCACCCCCCACCUCUGUGAGUUGCGACAUGAGGUAACUUGCAGCAGCAGAUGACCCCCCUGCUCCGUGUCUGCUCUCUUUCGGGAGUUGAAGUGUGGAGGUCCACCUCGCCGGCCGACACGUCGUGCGUUCAUGAACUCCACCUCCCAUGAUUCAUCAGCAGGCUUCAGUGGAGUCUCUCAGGGUUCCACAUGGGUUCAGCAGGAUGUUGUGAAAGCCCUGCACCUGACAGGAUUGCUCAUCAUUUUCUGCAGGCUCAUCCUCAGCAGGAACUCCCACCAGGCGGCUGAAGAACAGUCAUUUCUCCACAGAACAAGGUGACCGUUCCACCACACAGCACAGCUUCCCGUUGCAAUGGACAGCCAGUCUGCGGUGGUGUUUCGAAACGUGGGGCAACUGUACUUCCCCCAAACCAGGGUGGAGUGCCACUACAGUCUGACCCCGGGGCACCAGUGGAGCAGCAGCGACUGGAUUGGCAUUUUUCAGAUGGGCUGGACUUCACUCAAACAGUAUCACACGUACACGUGGGCUCUGGUCCCUGAAGGCUACGCUGAGGGGACCAGUGUGGACUGCUGUGCAAAUUUCCAGGCGUCCUACCUGCCUCGGCCCAGUGCCGUGGAGUUCCAGUUUGUUUACGUGGAUAAGACUGGGACGGUCUGUGCUCGGAGCCGUCCCUUCACCUUCUGCGCUCCCAAACCGCUGGAGGAGCUGGAGACUCUGAAAGAAGAGCAGGAUGGGGAGGAUGGAGACGAGGAGCUGCUGCUGGUCGUCCCCAGGGCUCAGCUGCUGCAGAGCCGCUUGGAAGAGAGCUUACAGAGACAAGCAGACCUGCAGGGAGCUCUGGAGAAAACCAAGAGGGAGGCAGAAGAGGAGAAAGAAAGCAUCAGGGGAGCGAGGACGGAGUGGGAGAGCGAGAGAGACGCCAUGAGGGAGGAGAUCACAGAGCUCAGGGACAACCUGAGGCACAGCUGUGAGCUGCUGAAGAAGUUGGAGGGAAAACAUCAGGAUGUGAGAUACAGCGAGGAGAACCUGAGCUCGGAGCUGAGCAAACUGCUGGCUGAGAAGGCAGGGAGUCAGCAGCAGGUCAGGGACCUGCAGGAGGACAUCAAGGCUCUGACUGACAGAGAGACACGAGCCAACAAGGAACUGGAGCGGCUGAAAGAAAGAGUGAAGAAAAUGUCCAGUCAAAUGAAACAUGACGAGGAGAAGAGGAAGUCUCUGCAGGUGGAGGCUGAGGCCUCAGCAGCAGAGGUGCGAGGCCUCCAGGAGCGUCUUGAAGCCACCGACCUCGUGAGUGAGGGUCUGCGCAGAGAGCUGAGAGAGCUGGGYGCCCGGCAGAGCCACGCUAACGCCGAGCUGCACCAGGCCCGGCUGCAGGUGGCCCAGCUCACCCUGCAGCUCUCCGAUCAGGACCUGAUCCUCAGAGAGGAGCGGGCCAACUCGGCCCUCGAGAGGGAGGCUUACAAGCACGCAGCAGAAAUUGAUAAAAAGAAGUUACACGAUCUGAGCUGUGAGCUCAUGAAGAAGGAGGACUGGCUCCAGGAGGAGAGGAUGGAACGAGACAACCUGGAGUCAGAAAUUGGGAAGGAGAAGGUGCUGCUGAGUACCGCCAGGCGAGAGCUGCAGGAGCUCAGGGCCGAUGUGAGAAAAGUCCAGAAGGAGCGAGAGGAGGAACAGCUUCACAAACAGGAGGUGAUGAACUACGUUCAGCAGCUGGAGCAGAAGUUGGGGAUUGUGCCUGAAACUAAAUUAAACAGCUCAGCGUCUUCACAUGGCUAUCCAGACUCGUCCUCUGAGCCAGACGAAGACGCCUCAUCAGCCUCUUCCAGGUCUGUUUCUUCACCUCUUUUCCUGACGUCUCACCUGGAGGACGGAGCCGAGACUCCGAGCCUGAGCGAGGGGGACGAGCCGGAGUUGGACGAGGACAAGCAGAGCAGUAAAAGUCUGGCUGCUGAAGGAAACCAACUGGUCCUACCUGAACUCAUCGGUCCAGUCCUGAGUGAGCUGGCCGAAUCCCCAAUGUGGUGACACGACGAAGAACAGAACCAAGAAAAUAAUCCUUUUAUUUAGAUUGUUGAUCAUUUAGUGAGAAUUCUGUUGUUUGUUGAUUCAUUUUCGUUUGGACAAAUGAGACGUUUUUGUUGUGGGAUUUGUAAGACCUCUCUUUGUAGUUUUAGCACUUAGAGUCAAACCACUUUCUAAAAGCUCUGUUAAGUGCAGAUUUCAUGUCUGAGAAUACAGUAUUUAGCUUUUUUCCAUUUCAGCACUUGACAUCUAACUGCUUGAUUUCAGGCCUUUGAGCUGUGCUGUCAUGUUGUAACUGUAGUGAGAAAUAUGAACUUGGCUUCACUUGAAUCCAGGUCGUUUAGUUUUUUUUUUCUUGCAUGAGAGCGUGACUUUUGUAACCGUGUCAGAUGUGUGGGUGUGCGUUCACGGUCAAGUGUGAAAUAGUCCGUUUCAACUUUUGGAACUCCAACAUCGGAUUAUAACAACAUGAAACAUCUUUGUUGGAAAAAAUAAUAAAUUAGUCAUUGAUAAUAAAAUAUUUUGGAGAA